Messenger RNA from Symbiodinium pilosum, 1947 nucleotides. The record is from the annotation of a GenBank genome assembly. NCBI's taxonomy places the organism in Eukaryota, Dinophyceae, Suessiales, Symbiodiniaceae.
AUGGCCAGUGCUAUCCCAAAGCGCCCCAUCAGUCUGGCACAAUCGGAGCACGAGGAAAACCUUGAUGGAGACCUUACUUUCGAAGAGGCAAUUGCAAACACAGACGGUUUGAAAAUUCUCCAACUCGAGAAGCCAAUGAUUGUGCACAAGCAGGUUGGUUCUGUACAGAUUGGGGACCUUCCUGCCAAAGCAGAGCUCACUGACGUCCUCAAAAAGAAAACUCAAUUUCUGGACGUUAUCAUGAACUAUGAAGGGGAAAUCGACUUGAAGCAUAUCGAAACUUUGUUUCUGCAGCAGAGGUACGCCGAUCUUCCUGACCCCAUCAAGAUCAAGGGUCGUGUAGAGGUGGCCUACAACAUGCAGUUAGUCAUCGUGCCUGCAGAGGAUGGUAAGCACAACAUCGUCAAGCACAUCAAGUUUGUAGACGGUACCAAGGUUCUCCACUCAACGAUCCUUGGCAUGUGCGUUGGCCAGCCACUGGAGCUUGAUUUCCAGAAACAUUCUCGAGAGGGUGGCAGAGCUUUUCAGUACAUGCUGGAGGGCUUGGGUGGAUUUCAGAUCAGGUGCCAGAAACUCAUCCCAGCAGGUGCCUCCAACAAAGUCCCUAAAGAGACGGAGGACAUUCGAGCUGGUUUUGAGUUCAUCCGCAAGCAUGGGCCCCAGGACAACUCACUUGGGGAGUUUACAACCUGGACUGAGGAACAGGUCAACGAUCCCAACGGUCCCCUGCGCAAGUGGGAUCGUGGAGUUAUUAAGGAAUACUUGAGGUGCCUGGCCGACAGCGGAUCCCAAGCCAACACUAUCUCUGAUUGGCCUUUGACACUGAAAAGCUUGACCCCAUGGGCUCUGAACCAUGUGGUUGGUCCGGUCCUCCCACACCUGAAGAACCACGCAGUGGUAUGGAUAGGCCGAUCAGAAGUAGGGAAGAGUCCAGUGUCCUACACUGUCUCGGCCAUUGUGUCUGCGUACUGGCUUCUUCAAGAGGAUAGAACUGAUCAGCCACCCAUGUUCCAAACUAGCAACCACCUGGACUACUUCAGGAAAGAGAAGGGCAGGGUCACCAAGCCCAGGGUCUUUGAUGAUGGGAAUCUUAACAUGGAGAUGCCCGCAUCUGUCAAGGCAGUCACGGAGGUAUCUGGCAUCGACAGGAAGACCAUGGCGCGAUGGAAUGCUUCAUCAUAUGCGAAAAAUCAGUUGUGUCAGGUCUGCUCAAAUCCUUUCGAUGACACCGCAGAGCCUCCGAUGUCCAACAAUGCUGUCAGUGACGAAGUGAAUUUUGAGGACUUCUACAAGCUCGUUAGGCCAUCGUUUCAUCGUGAUUUCAACAGAGAGGAUUUGAUGGGUGUCUUCAAGCGCUCCGUGUUCGUCGUGUUCACCAAUAAAGGCAUCUAUUUGCGGUUGCCAGGUACCGACACCAAUCCCGUCAAACGCAUCUCCUGGCCUUGUGUGGACACUGGCAUGAUCUCUCAUUCUGCGCGACCUACCUAUGGCGCAUAUUUGAAAGGAGAACUUACCAAUCGACCUUCCUCCUAUGACCAGGACCUGCAAUGGAGCCUUAACCUCCUCCAAUCUGCCUUCGAUGGUGACAAUGUACCCAUGUGCUCAACUGUUGAAGGACGUGAACUCCUGAGUGGCCGCAAGUUCAUCAAGGAGAUCAGGCCUACCCUCGCUGGCAUCUCGGGCACCACCACCUAUUAUCCAGAUGAAUCUGAACUCCCUGAUGAAGAGCGUCCAGUCAAAAAGCUGAAGUCCGUCAAGUCCUCGACUGCUCUCUUGGGCAAUGUCUCCGUCAAGAAGGAACAAGUCGAAGCCACCGGCGCCUUCCCGAAGUUGAGCAGCACUAGAUCUCUUCGAAUCAACAUCUCGGACGUCACUAACGCAGAGGGCCAACUCUCACUGAGCCAGGAACUUGAGCGCGUGAUGGACGAGGCAGAUCUCGAUGAGUGA